Molecule: messenger RNA, 2509 nt
Organism: Amaranthus tricolor (Joseph's coat)
Lineage: Eukaryota; Viridiplantae; Streptophyta; Magnoliopsida; Caryophyllales; Amaranthaceae
Product: receptor-like cytosolic serine/threonine-protein kinase RBK1
Exons: 8
Coding region: 373-1797 (474 amino acids)
Biological process (GO): protein phosphorylation
Molecular function (GO): ATP binding; protein kinase activity
Source: RefSeq, a predicted model, not a curated record
UUUCUUUAGACGGAAAACAGAGUAUAAAUAUAGCAAAACGUAUCACACAUUCACACAUCAUCAUAUAUCGUAAACUAAACUAUUUUCCCUUCCUUCCCCUCUUAUUCCCAAGAAUAACCACCAUCGCAAGAUAUACCCUUUUCUCAAUCUUCACUUUCCCCCUUUUCCCAUUUCUCAAAUUUCCUUUUUUUUUUUCUGGGUUCCUUAAAAAAAGGCCUCCCAAAUUCACCCAGAAACUUUUAUGGCGUGGAUUCAAGAGGCCUCCAUUGUUAAGGGCUCCUUUUAUUAAAAUUUAAUUUCCUAAAUUAUUGUAAUUAUUAGGAGAGCUCUUAGAAUAUAUAUCAAUUGUGGAACCUGAAAAAUCCUCUCAAAAUGUCUAUACCAGAAAUUGAGAAUACCCAUCAAAACCCAGAAACAGAAAUAGAAAAUGGAUAUGAAAAAGAAGAAAUUACAACAAGUGAAUCAUCUCCAAGAGCAGUACUUGAAAUCCCAAUAUCAGAAGGUUCCUCUGUUUCGGGUAGCCCAACUAGCAGUUGCAGUUCUGCAUCAAUGGAGAAAUUGUGUUCACCAACAAAAUCAGGAGGAACAGCACCAUUUAAUCCAUUAUAUUAUGGGUAUCAAUUAAAGGGUUUUAUUGAUACAAUGAAGAAGAAAUCUGGGGUUGGAAAAUUUUCAACAAACACCAUUAAUUUGUUAAGUAAUUAUGAUCUUUCUGCUAAAAGUCUUCGUAAGAAACUGGCUAGAAUUCGUAGUGCUGAAGAUAGCUGUCUUCUUUCGCAAACUAAGAAUUCAUGGAGGAAUUUUAAGUAUUCAGAGCUCUCUGCUGCUACAGACCAUUUUAGUCCUGCAACACUGUUAGGGAAAGGGGGACACGCAGAAGUGUACAAAGGGAGUUUACCUGAUGGUACACUCGUAGCCGUAAAGCAGCUAAAGAAGAAGGGUGAAAAGGAAGACGAGGAAAGAACAGCUGAUUUCUUAUCAGAGCUCGGAAUCAUUGCCCAUGUUGAUCAUCCAAAUACUGCUAGGCUUAUUGGAUUCGGUGUUGAAGGCGGUCUUUACUUAGUCCUUCAAUUUGCUCCCAAUGGCAGUGUCGAGUCUUGUCUUCAAGGAUCAGGAGGAUUGGAUUGGAUGACGAGGCUUAACAUAGCGGUAGGAGUAGCCGAAGGAUUGAGUUACCUUCAUCACACCUGUCAAAGACGAAUAAUUCACCGUGACAUCAAAGCUUCAAAUAUACUACUUGGUGAAGAUUAUGAGCCAUUGAUAUCAGAUUUUGGGCUUGCAAAAUGGCUCCCUGAGAAAUGGCUUCAUCACGUCGUGUAUCCUAUCGAAGGCACAUUUGGGUAUCUAGCUCCCGAGUAUUUCAUGCAUGGGAUUGCAGACGAGAAGACAGAUGUGUUUGCCUACGGUGUGUUAUUGCUGGAGAUCAUAACAGGCCGUCAUGCUGUCGCUGUUGACUCCAGUCGACAAAGCCUCGUGAUGUGGGCAAAGCCUUUCCUUGACGCCUGCAACAUGAAGGAAAUAGUAGAUCCAAAAUUGGAGGACAAUUAUGACCCGGAGGAAAUGAAACGCGUAAUGAUAAUAGCAUCCUUGUGCAUUCACCAUACUCCUACAAAACGUCCAUACAUGAACAAGAUUGUGGAGCUACUAAGGGGAGAGCGGGGAAUGGUAGUCGAAGAGAUAAAGCAGAAGUCGGUGGCCCCAAGAUCAAUAAUAUUAGACGCUUGUGAUUUGGAAGAUUACACGAACACAAACUAUCUCCAAGAUCUUGAUCGCCACAAGGAGCUGGUGAUGGAGUGAUAUAUAGUCCCUCUUUAUGUUUAUUCUGCUUCCCUUUAUUCUUUGGGCAUUCCUAACUUUUUGUUAUAUAAGGAAUGGCCAUUGAUGCUGAAAAAACUAAAUUUUGCUUGGCAUCUUAGGCUAAGACUAGGGUGUUGAGUGUAAAGAUUAAGAAAAUCCUACCGCAUUUAUGUGAAGUGUAGAGAUUACGAGUCUAUUUUCUGUCGUCAAGAAGUGAAGUCGGUGGUGUCGUGUCCUCAGGUGAAAGCGAAAAUAAAGAAUAUAAAGAGAUUUGAAGGGUCUUGUAUCCUUACCUAUGAGGUAAGAAUGAAUGUACUUCUAUAUUGAUUAACCUGGAAAUCUAGUGCUCUGUACAGUUUAGAUAGUUUUGGUUGUUGUAGUUACGAGUCUUUAUUAUGAUUUAUGACAAGUUUUGGACAAAAAGGGGGUCAGAUAAUGAACUUAAUACUUAAUCAUGUUACACCUUAAUCAACCACAAAAGAAUACUCCCUUGGUUGGCUUGAAUUUGCAACAUUGACAAAAAUCAUAAUACUACUUUUAGGAUUUUAAUGCUUGACAUUAUAGUUUUCUACUAGGCUUAGUUAAGAAAAUUUUGAUCAAAUUUCAAUCCACAGCCCUUAGCUUUAAUUUGACUGAAAACUAAAACUAACAAACCAAAUUGAAUUAAUUGGUUGUAGAUUUGUUAGUUGUCUUAUUUGAUAAGCCGGAAGGA